Molecule: messenger RNA, 1153 nt
Organism: Gloeophyllum trabeum ATCC 11539
Lineage: Eukaryota; Fungi; Basidiomycota; Agaricomycetes; Gloeophyllales; Gloeophyllaceae
Product: Nucleotidylyl transferase
Exons: 2
Coding region: 1-864 (287 amino acids)
Cellular component (GO): cytoplasm; nucleus
Molecular function (GO): ATP hydrolysis activity; nicotinamide-nucleotide adenylyltransferase activity
Source: RefSeq, a predicted model, not a curated record
AUGUCUUCGCAUGAAGCCGCCUUGCAGCGCGUCAAGGAAGGGCUCACACCUGUGGAAUUAAUAUAUGUGUCUAAUCUCGAGUGGCCCUUUCGUGCUGGCAGAACAUCCUCUAAUAUUCUGCGAAUCUCGGUGCUAGAUUCCUCCUUUAACCCGCCUACUCUCGCUCACUUGGCUCUACUGGAUGCCGCCGCGCCAGACGAAGGCGAGGAAUAUGACGCGAAACUGCUACUAUUGUCUGUGCGAAAUGCGGAUAAGGUCUUGAAACCGUCGGACGCGACUUACGGUCAGAGGCUCGAUAUGAUGACCCUCCUUGCUCAAGAGGUAGACGCGAAUAGACCACCGUCUAAUCGGAAUGUUGCGGUGGCUAUCAUUGACGAACCGGUCUUUGUUCGCAAGUCAACGAUCCUGCGCAGUUUUCUGGACAAGCACCUGUCACCCUUGGAUGACAGCUCCCCUCCGAAGAUACUACAAGUAUCUUUGGUCUUUCUCAUGGGUCUGGACACCGUCACAAGGCUGCUGACGCCGUCCUACUACUCCGAACCGAUGCUCCCGACACUUCGCCGCUUCUUGUCUCCGCAGCCUGACGAGGACGGAUCCAGAGUCGUGUGUGCGACCCGCUCAAUGUCGUCUCUUGGGAUAUCCACCACGGACGAGGACGUCAAGGCGAAGUUGGAGUUAGGCAAGGAGUUCUUGGAGUCUGGACGGAUAGCUAUGAUUGAUCUGCCGGAAGGUAUGGAGAGGCUAAGCUCGAGCGAAGUCAGACACAAGAUUGCCCAAGGGGAUAAUACGUGGGAGGAGAUGGUUGCGCUGCCGGUGGCGACCUAUAUUCGAGAAAACGAGCUGUACCGGCAUAUGAUCGGCUAAGUGUUCGUUGGUGGGAGGACUGCAAGAUACACCAUGACAUGUAUACAUCCAUGAAAUGACCAGAACACUGAAGACGGACCUUAGACUGCAAUAAACCGUCCGUACAUACUUAAAUGACAAGCAUUAUGAAUGGGAGACAGAACGAGACGAGAGCGGGACGAAAGCGCGAAUGAAAGCAUGUCGACUUUAUGAUCUAGAAAGAAGAACCAGAUAAUUACCGGCGCGGCGGACAUCGGACACAGACGCCACCUACAGCUUUGUCUUCGGAUUCUUCCGCUGCAGUUCCUUG